CGCAGGCGCAGGUUUGCGGCCUAGUUAGCGGAAGUCGACCACGGCCUUUCCUGAGCGGCGGAUCCGGCCAUGAGCGGCGCGGCGCUGGUCGGGUACAGCAGCUCCGGCUCGGAGGGCGAAGAGCAGGAGGAGGAGGGAGUGGAAAGCUCUUCCAGUGCCCCGGCCCCUCGGCUCCACGUGCCGGAGAGUGUCCUGCGCAUGUUCAAGGAGCAGGAGGAGCAGGAGGCGCCGCUGGACGAGAGUGAGAAGCACGGAGGGCGCCUGCGCACCUUCCCCCACGAACGGGGCAACUGGGCAACGCACAUCUAUGUGCCCUACGCAGCCGAAGAAGACUUCCAGGGCCUUUUGCAGGCGCUCCUCUCUUGCGCCCGGAUCCACGUGCCCUCGCUGAGCCCGCUCCCCGAAUUCCACAUCAGCCUCUCGCAGGUGGUGGUCCUGCGCUACCACUGGAUCGCCCCUUUCGUCCAGUCUCUUAAGGAGCGCCUGCGGUCAGCCUCCAGGUUCAUUUGCAGAGCGGACCAAGUGAAGGUUUACACCAACCAGACCAAAACCAGGACCUUCCUUGGCCUGGAAGUCUCUUCUGGGCAUUCAAAGCUGUUGGAGUUGGUUUCCGAAGUGGAUAAAGUCAUGGAGGAGUUCAGCCUGGCCCCCUUCUACAAGGACCCCUCCUUCCACCUGAGCCUGGCCUGGGGCCUGGGAGACCUGGCCGAAGCUCUGGGAGGACCCUGCCUGCAAGAGCUCCAGGAGACGGUGGACGGCUUUGAGGACUCCUCGUCCUUCCUCCGCAUCCCCGGGACAGAGGUCCGGUGCAAGUCGGGCAAUAAGUUCUUCUCCUUCCCUUUGCGGUAGCGACAACGGCGGCGGCACCAAUGCCUUUUCGUUCCCGUGUCAUCAAUCCUGGAUUGACAGGAGGCUUCUGAUGAUGUUCCCGGCUCCGGCUUGGCUCCGGCUUCCUUUGCAAAGGCUGGCCAGAAUCCCGAGGGCGAUGCCACAUUCGCAGCCCUUUUUGGAGACUCUUGGGAUGAGGAAGGGACGGAGGGCAGAGGAAGGAGGGAAGGAAAAAGGAAGGAAAAGAGAGAAAAGGAAAGAGGGAGGGUAGGAAGGGAAGGGGAAGGGAGAGAGGGAGAAAAGGGAAGAAAGGAAAAUGAGAGAGGGAGGAGAAGUGAAGGAAGGAAAAAGGAAGGAAGAGAGGGGGGAGAGAGAAAAGGAAGGAGGGAGGGUAGGAAGGGACAGGGAAGGGAUGGAGGAAGGAAGGAAGGAAAAAAGAGGGAGAAGAAGUGAAGGAAAGAAGAA
Messenger RNA from Anolis sagrei ordinatus, 1293 nucleotides. It is a transcript of the gene USB1, whose product is annotated as U6 snRNA biogenesis phosphodiesterase 1. Gene Ontology annotation, cellular component: nucleus. The record is from RefSeq and is a predicted model, not a curated record. NCBI's taxonomy places the organism in Eukaryota, Metazoa, Chordata, Lepidosauria, Squamata, Anolidae. Gene Ontology annotation, biological process: U6 snRNA 3'-end processing. Gene Ontology annotation, molecular function: 3'-5'-RNA exonuclease activity.